This is a messenger RNA of Linum trigynum, 2285 nucleotides long. The record is from the annotation of a GenBank genome assembly. NCBI's taxonomy places the organism in Eukaryota, Viridiplantae, Streptophyta, Magnoliopsida, Malpighiales, Linaceae.
UCCUUUUCUACAGUUUUCUAUCGCCGACUCACUUUCUUUUCCUAUUCUCUUCCAAUUUGAGAAUUUUUUUACAUCUCGGCCAUUCCCUCUUCCCUUAUAUCCGUCGCCGUCGGUCGUGGUUUCGGAAUACGUUGACAACACUUGACAGAGAUCUUCAAUGGCAGGAUGAUGGACGGGAGGAAGCGCUGAACGAAGCGAUUGAAAUCGCUGACAACACUUGUCGGAGAUCUUCAACGGCGGGACGUGCUAAACGAAGCGAUGAACUAGCUGCCAACACCCGACGGAGAUCUUCAAUGGCGGGAUGAAGGACGGAAGAAAAGCAGUAGCGUCUUCCAAUGGGACAGUGAUCAAUGAAAUUGGUCAAAGACGAACAAAAAUGGACGGUCAAUUAUUGGCAUGUGGAAGGUUUCUCAGAAAAAUUCAGAUCCGCGAUCUUCCUAAACAAAUUCGCGAACUAAAUACGUUUUGCCGAGAAAUCACAAAUCCACGCUCUAAAGCGGGAACGUGGAGGCUUACCCCCACGAAUUAGGUAACAUAAAUCUGAACUAGAAAAGGAAAUAGAAGAAAGCAAAACCAGCCACGUCGACAAUCCGAGAACUUUGAAGAGCAGUCUUCGGGCCCAAGAAACUCAUGUCGACCAAACCGCUCGGGUACCGCCACGUGCCCCUUUACUGCGUCAUACGUAAGCCACGACAGUAAGCCACGUCAGUAAUAUCUAUCCGUCUGCUCGUUUUUUAUUGCAUCGGGAUACGAAAGGCGCUAAAUAUCUCUCGAAUAAGCUACAUGGUUUCUUCGUCCCCAAGACAGUGGGUUGGCGGCCGUACAGCUGAAUUUCUGGUAACCCCCAUUCUCACCUCAUUCACUCUCUCUGAUAAACCCUUUUUCAAGAGGGCCUAAUCUUGGCUUAAACCCCUCUCGAACCCUAAUCCGAACACCACAGAAUCAAUUUCAUCUCAAUCUUCUUCACCGGUGGGUGACUAACUUCAAUAACCUUCUUCUCUCGCCGACUUCGUUCCAAAUCUCGUUUCCAGGCCAAAAUUUCAAAAAAUGGCCGACUUGUUGGGAAGCGGCAGUUUCCUGGGGAUUAGUAGCACGAGCUCGAGCGGCAAGCGAACACCGAGGAGGAGAAACGGCACCGUGUCGGUAGAAGAGACGCUGGAGAGGUGGAAGAAACAAACGAAGGUGGACCUCCUGAAGAACCACAACCCACCAAAGGGCUCGAAGAAAGGAUGCAUGAGAGGGAAAGGGGGCCCCGAGAAUAUGAACUGCAAGUACAGGGGAGUUCGGCAGAGGACUUGGGGGAAAUGGGUAGCUGAGAUUCGGGAGCCGGUUCGUGGAACCGGUUCGACGAAGAAGAAAGGGAGCAGACUCUGGCUUGGAACGUUCGAGACUGCAAUUGAAGCGGCCGUGGCUUAUGACAACGCUGCCAGGUCAAUGUACGGAGAUUGCGCGGUGCUUAACUUCCCUUCUUCCUCUGUGGAUUAUCGGUCGAGUGAUAUUUUGUCUCACGAGGCUGAAUCGGGCGAAGUAAGUGGGUCGCUGAAUUUGUGCGAGGGUAAUUCUAAUAUGGACGUGGAAUCGAAGAUGGAACGGGCUGGUAGAUGUGAAGGUGACUUGUGUGGGAGGGCGAAACAUGAAUUGGGUUGCUCUGUUUUCAAUCAGGGGAAUGAGGAAUCCGUGGUGAAAACAGAAUUGGAAGCGUCGGGCUCGAAUGAGUGUGAGAAGAAGGGUGAAUCUGAACAGCAAGUCGCAAUCCUGAAAACGGAAGAACUGGACGAAGAGCUGGAGGAGUUUAUGAGAUACUGCAGUGGUUGGGGGCUAAACCCAACCACAAAUCCGCCCGAGCAAAGCCCUGUGAAAAUGGAAGAGGAGAGCGGUUAUCAACAAACCAAUAACGGUGACAUAGAUCUGAAUCCUCCUCCUCGUGUCUACCCUGGAAGCUCUUCUGAUUUCAACUCGUCAGGGAUGGGAGGAAGAUAUGGUGAUUAUGGACAUUGCUUCCAGUUGGGUUCGCAGCAGGAUGGAAGGCAGUGGGAUCUGGCUUCUUACAACAAUGGUGGAGGAAGUGGGAGCUGUGGCUUUGGUUGGUCGGGCUGGGGGACGGAGAUGGAUUGGAAUAUGACGAUGGAAGAGCCAGGGUUUUGUGAAGAAGAUAGGUUGUUCUCUGUGGCUGAAUUUGGAUUCCAGUAGUAGUGUGAAAGUGUUCAUGGAGUCUUUGAGGGGUUUGGUCUUCUUCUAUAGUAGGAUCUGUAGAUUUGGAGUUGCGCUCAUAUUAGGGUUCUUAC